Leptosomus discolor (cuckoo roller) is the source of this 3069-nucleotide messenger RNA. Lineage: Eukaryota; Metazoa; Chordata; Aves; Leptosomiformes; Leptosomidae. The record is from RefSeq and is a predicted model, not a curated record.
AAUGUCAACACGGGUGAGCUAGCAGCGAUUAAAGUAAUAAAACUAGAACCAGGAGAAGAUUUUGCUGUUGUGCAGCAGGAAAUCAUUAUGAUGAAAGACUGUAAACAUCCAAACAUUGUUGCUUAUUUUGGCAGCUAUCUCAGACGAGACAAGCUGUGGAUUUGCAUGGAGUUUUGUGGAGGUGGCUCUCUACAGGAUAUUUAUCAUGUGACUGGACCACUUUCAGAACAGCAGAUUGCCUAUGUUAGCAGAGAAACACUACAGGGACUAUAUUAUCUUCACAGUAAAGGAAAAAUGCACAGAGAUAUAAAGGGAGCAAACAUUCUUUUAACAGAUAAUGGACAUGUAAAAUUAGCUGAUUUUGGAGUGUCUGCACAGAUAACAGCUACGAUUGCCAAAAGGAAAUCAUUCAUUGGCACCCCAUAUUGGAUGGCGCCAGAAGUUGCUGCAGUAGAAAGAAAAGGUGGCUAUAACCAGCUCUGUGAUCUGUGGGCCGUUGGAAUAACCGCUAUAGAGCUUGCUGAACUUCAACCUCCAAUGUUUGACCUACAUCCAAUGAGAGCACUUUUUCUAAUGACGAAAAGCAACUUCCAGCCUCCUAAAUUAAAGGACAAAAUGAAAUGGUCCAAUAGCUUCCAUCAUUUUGUGAAAAUGGCACUUACAAAAAAUCCUAAAAAAAGGCCUACAGCUGAAAAGUUACUACAGCAUCCCUUUGUUACCCAGCCAUUAAAUCGAAGUCUUGCUAUUGAACUUUUGGAUAAAAUGAAUAAUCCUGAUCAUUCCACUUACCAUGAUUUUGAUGAUGAUGAUCCUGAGCCUCUUGUAGUGCCUCACAGAAUUCAUUCGACAAGUAGAAAUGUGAGAGAAGAAAAGACACGCUCUGAAAUAAACUUUGGUCAAGUGAAAUUUGAUCCACCCUUGAGGAAAGAGACAGAGCCACAUCAUGAAUUUCCUGACAGUAGCGAUUUUUUGGACAAUUCAGAAGAAAUAUACUACACUGCAAGAUCUAACAUGGAUCUACAGCUAGAAUACGGUCAUGGUCCCCAGUGUGGCUACUUCUUGGGUGCAAAUAAGAGUCUCUUAAAAUCAGUUGAAGAAGAACUGCAUCAGCGGGGACAUGUGGCACAUUUAGAAGAUGAUGAUGAUGCAGAUGAUGAUGCUAAACAUGCUACUAUGAAACCUAAAGUGCCACCUCCUUUACCACCAAAGCCUAAAUCCAUCUUUAUCCCCCAAGAAACUCAUUCUUCUGAAAAUGAUAAUCAAGGGACUAUCAAGAGAUGCCCAACAUCAGAGAGUCCAGCAAAAUCUGCAUCUCAGGUUCCACCCAGGCCACCACCUCCUCGGUUACCUCCACAGAAAUCUAAUGCUUUAGGUAAUGGAGUCACUUCUGUACAAUUAAACGGUGAAAGAGAGGGAUCACCGCAUCAACAGAAUGAAGCUAGAGACACUAAUUUUUCAAGGAAAGAAAAGAAGGAAAUACUGAAACCAGUUAGUAAUGGUCUUCCUCCCACACCUAAAGUACACAUGGGUGCUUGCUUUUCAAAGGUUUUCAAUGGCUGUCCAUUAAAAAUUCAUUGUGCAACAUCAUGGAUAAAUCCAGAUACAAGAGAUCAGUACUUGAUAUUUGGUGCAGAAGAAGGUAUUUACACACUGAACCUCAAUGAACUUCAUGAAACAUCAAUGGAGCAGCUAUUUCCUCGAAGGUGUACAUGGUUAUAUGUCAUGAACAAUUGCUUGUUAUCAAUAUCUGGUAAAGCUUCUCAGCUUUAUUCCCAUAACCUACCAGGACUCUUUGAUUAUGCAAGGCAAAUGCAAAAGUUACCCGUUGCUAUUCCAGCACACAAGCUCCCUGACCGAAUACUUCCCAGGAAGUUUGCAGUGUCUACAAAAAUUCCUGACACGAAAUGGUGUCAGAAGUGUUGUGUUGUGAGGAAUCCCUACACAGGCCACAAGUACCUUUGUGGAGCGCUACAGUCUAGCAUUGUUUUGUUAGAAUGGGUUGAACCAAUGCAAAAAUUUAUGUUAAUCAAGCACAUAGAUUUUCCUGUACCUUGUCCGCUGAGAUUGUUUGAAAUGCUGGUAGUCCCUGAGCAGGAAUUCCCUUUAGUUUGUGUUGGUGUCAGUAGAGGAAGAGACUUCAACCAGGUGGUGAAGUUUGAGACUGUCAACCCAAAUUCUACCUCUUCAUGGUUUACAGAAACAGACACUACAGAGACAAGUGUUGUACAUGUAACACAGCUGGAGAGAGAUACCAUUUUGGUGUGUUUGGAUUGCUGCAUAAAAAUAGUGAAUCUGCAAGGCAGGUUAAAAUCCAGCCGCAAACUGUCAUCCGAGCUCACGUUUGACUUUCAGAUUGAAUCAAUAGUCUGUCUACAAGACAGUGUGUUAGCAUUCUGGAAACACGGCAUGCAAGGAAGGAGUUUUAGAUCAAAUGAGAUCACACAAGAAAUUUCUGAUAAUACGAGGAUAUUCAGGCUUCUGGGAUCUGACAGGGUUGUGGUGCUGGAGAGUAGGCCUACGGAUAACCCAACAGCCAACAGCAAUUUGUAUAUCCUGGCAGGGCAUGAGAACAGUUACUGAGAACAGCGCGUGGCCGGCGGCUCACUGUGACGAGAGAACACUCCUGCUGCUGCAGGGUUCACGGCUGGCUGAAACUGCACAACAGCUGCAGUAACCCCACUUCAGUUACUUUAUAAUUUAUUGUGGCAUGAGAGGAAGAUGAGAAUUGUUUGUGUUAUGGACACAUGAGCAUUAUGAUACCACAGAAAUACUUUAUUUACUGUUAUGUAAUCUCUGUACAUAUGCAGUAUUUUUCAGUGAAACUUCUUGCUGAAGACCUACACUGACUUUCUGUAGAUAGCGGUCCUCCUGUUGAGUACAAGUGUCUUACCUGUACAGAUGUAAAAGUCACCGAGGAUACAAAAAAUGAAAUUAGGGUACUAUUUCAAGGACUUCUCAUGUUUAUUAUAAAGUGGGAUGCUAGCAACAAACAUAGUAUAUUUAACAACACUAUUGUAUUUUAUUAUGUGUAAUUUACUAAUACAAAUAAAUCUUAACUUUUAGAAAUUG